GCAUCAUGCCUUUCAAACUGCAAUGCAGUUCUUUUACCACAGACUGGGAACACAAUAAGCAUGCCCUUUUACAGCUAUGCUUCGGGAUUCCAACCAUCAGUUGUAACUUCCACUUCUGGUUUAUAUCAGUAUCCAACAAUGGCAGUGCCUGGUGCUAAUCCUUCUAAUUCUAGUCAUGUUCAACAAAAUUCUCCAUUAAUACCAUCUACACAUCUUCCUCAGCCAGUCUCUAAUAAUUCAUCAAAUCUGUCAUCUUAUAUGUUAACAGGAACUACUAUUUCACAUAGUACAAAUAUUCCAAAUUCACCUUAUAAUUCCUUCCGUCCUCAGACUCCUCCGAUGCAAAAUGUAGCUGUUCAGUCUCAUCCAGUAGCCCCACAACCAAGCUUUAAUUAUGCUUUGUAUCAACCACUUCAUUCUCAGCAUUCGACAUCGGUUAAACCUCCGAAUGCUGUACCAUCCAAUCAGACUUUUAUAAGAUCGUUUCCAACAAUAAGACAAAACAUUCCUUUAGUUGGAAAUUUAACAAACAGUGCACCUAUGCCACCACCUAAUCGGUUUUCUACACCUCCAUUAGUAAAUAAAAAUCAAGGAAAUUUUGCAAGUAAUAAAUGUGAAACAAGAGGGAAACAAGGAACAAAUAUUUGUCAGAAUUCUCCAAAAGUCAAUAGAAGUCCUCAGUUACAACUUGGAACACUUCUAUCUUCCACUUCAAAUCUUGGAUCAGUUUAUUGUAGAGGCUAUCGUCCAGCAUUACAAGAUAUUCAAUUCAUUGGUCAUCCAUUGCAGCAUACUUUUAAUACCCUUAUUAUGUCUCAGCAACAGCAUAAUGGUACAAGGCAUUCUCAUACGCGCCAAUCCAAAGCACGUAAACAACGAGAAAAAGCAGCCAGUAAUAAUGCUAAUAGAGGAAUUUCUUCAAAUAAUAAUAUGCAAGAUUCAAAAAGUGGAAAUGUUCUUCAGGUUGAAGGCCUUCCUUUUGGAAUGAAGAAAACCGACAUGGAACGCUACCUGGAACCCGUAAUAAAUUUUGGUGGAAAAAUUCAGUUUAUUCUUGCUGAUGGAAAAAACUGUGGUGGAAAUGAUAUAGUUAUAGGAUCAAAACAUCAAGUAUUAGCAGUUUUUGAGUCAAGUACUAUUGCUCAGAGUGCACUAUUAAAUAUCAAGACCAACAAAUUCCAAUUGAGGCCUCUAUGUAGAAAGGAUAGAAAUAGCUGUUCAAAGAAACUUUAACAAAAGGAUUUUGGGGUAGUAUGACCAGAAUAUUAUUUUUAUAAAACUGCAAAGAAAUAUUUAUAUGAAGUUUGUCUGUUAUUUGAAGAGAAUCACAUCCUGUCUCAUUGAAUUUCUCUCUAGCUCAUAUGAUCUGGUUACAUUUCUGAAUUUGAAUUUAAUUACAAACAAAC
Molecule: messenger RNA, 1406 nt
Organism: Centruroides sculpturatus (bark scorpion)
Lineage: Eukaryota; Metazoa; Arthropoda; Arachnida; Scorpiones; Buthidae
Exons: 4
Coding region: 61-1233 (390 amino acids)
Source: RefSeq, a predicted model, not a curated record